This is a messenger RNA of Chara braunii, 3845 nucleotides long. The record is from the annotation of a GenBank genome assembly. NCBI's taxonomy places the organism in Eukaryota, Viridiplantae, Streptophyta, Charophyceae, Charales, Characeae.
UCGAGGUGGGUGCGGCAGCAGGUCAGAUUUGCUGCGUUUUGGGACGACGUCGAGGACAUUGUGAGUUGAUGACACCUGUGAUGCAGUUGUUGCGCAGACUCGACCGUGGGGGGCGCGUGAUGUCACGCUUGUGGUCAUGGUCGGAGAGGGUCAUUCAGAGGGUUGCUCAGGCGCCUACCCGACGCACCAGCCGUACAGAGUUGGACACCCUCGUCAGAGGUUUGCAGGCGCGGAGGAGGCAUAUGUUGGAGCCUGCUCAUUGUAUGGCCCACCUCCUUAACCCGCGGCACAGGAGUAUUGCAUACUUUGAGGGGGUGCGUAGGACAGACCACGAGAGGGAGUCGGCAGAGGAGGCUGACAUUUACCUUCGUCAGCAGCCAGGACCGGACAGGCAGUUGUACCAGGAUUUGAGGACAGCUUUGAGGGAGUUCCACAGUCGAGAGGGGGAUUGUGCGUAUGGCGGUCGCGACGAGGACCGAGAUGCGGAGACCUGCAGGGGGGAGAAGGAGACAUCGGCGGUUGCUCAGUGGGGUGGGGGUGACGCCUUACGGAGAGGUGGUGAGGGUACUCGAGACAUUGCUGUCGAGGAGCAGCACGGUCAGCAACGUUCUGCCAGGUUGGCGGAGGAGAGGGGUCGUGGAGCGGGGGGGUCAGCCAGGGGUGGAGGAGACGGAGGAUCGGGGGGACAAAUUCCACUUUCACCUCAGAGGGGGAGAUCUAAGGCUGGCCACGGCCUUCCGGCCACUGCAGGGGAUUUAGCCGUGGCUACCGGCUCGUUGUCCAAUAUUUUGGGUAUGUCGAUGGGACCUCCGCCGACCGUCAGUGAUGCUGGACAGACCCCCGUUGCCGCAGGCAAGACACCCAUCAGCCAGGUUGUACGAGGAUUGGAUACUGACGGGGGUGUCUCGAGCAGUUUGUUGAUGGAGGUGGCUCAGGGGAUGGAGGGUACGGCCAGCCAGCCCAUUCAGAGCACGGGGGAUGCUGUCCUUUUUUCGCCCAUGCAGGAUACGGAUGUGGAGACGGAUGCGGACAGGAGGGACCGAGAGGAGAGACAGCGAGCGCUAGCGCUUGCUCAGUCCUGCCCUAUGACACAGGACGUCAGAGCGAGUUUGGAUGCUGCUCGCGCCCUUGAGACGGGCGUCGCACUCGUCGUCGAGACGGAUGUUCCUGAUAGCUGCGGCACGGGGGUGCGGACGCAUGGUGUCGAGGAGGUUGAGGAGGGGGACGCCUCCCGACCCGCGCAGAGCGAUGGCGGUGUUUGCAGACCGGGACUUCGACCGAUUGGUGGAGAGGAUGACGAUGCGGAGGGAGGUGGUGGUGGGCUUGUCGGUGGAGGGGGUGGACCUCACGGAGGAUCUGAGGCAUUCGGUGUGCAUGAUGGAUGCGAGCAGGAGAGACAGCCCGCCGGUGGAAGGGAGCAGACGGAUGAAGGACGAGGUAGUGCGUCUGCUGCAGAAAUGCAGCAACAUGCAGUUGACGGACCUGGCGAGCAGCCAGUCGAUUCAGUGGUCGUCGACCACCCUGACGCGCUUGCGGAGGGUAUUUGUGUGUUGCCUUUAGGUGGCGCCAUGUCCGCUGCAGUUUUGGAGUGCGAAGGCAGAGAGGAUCCUCUUACGGCUGAUCGGCGGGGGCGGAUGGAGGAUGCCAGCCGCAGAGCUUUGGGAGACCCCCCACCAUAUGCGCCAUGUAGCCCGUCAGUGCCCUCCUCCAUGACAGGCGUCACUCAAGCGAUGCGAGACAUGCAGCCAGGAUUAGCUGCCAUACCCGCAUCUAUGAGACCUCCCCCGUUGCCGCGAGGGGGAGACAUUGAGGUGGAUGCAGCAGGUUGGGGUCGGGGCGGGAUUGGCGGAUCACGUUUGGACAGUACCGGGGCCGGCCCUUCGACACAGCGCAUUGCUCACGUGAUUGGUGCAUCGACACAGCGGACGCAGACCGCCGCAGCGGGGGCACGUGCGCUGACCACUUCGACAGCGGACGAUCUGCCUCCGACCCGUCCGUCGGAUAGAGGAACGGCGGGCCGCAUCUUAGAGGAGCAUGUCAGGGACAGGAGACCGCGCGCUCCUUCUUUAGCAGUUGACUCGUAUUCCUCAGGGACUGGCGGUUUGGAGAUGCCUCGAGGACAGCAGAGGAGGCAGGAUGUUCAUGGGAUUCUGCUCAGAGACAUGGCGACGGCCGAGGUGGAAGAGAGAGAGAGACAGAGAGUUGUGCGGGCACAGGAGGCCGCUCGAAUAGGGGAGCAGCACCAGGCUAGGCGUGUGGGUGAUAGAGUUGUUGGUGGCCGGACGAGGACGAGGGUGGAUGUCGUCGACGACGACGAUUAGUGCAGCGGCCCCAUCUCUGCUCUGAUCUCCUCCGAUUUGCAGCUUUCUUCAGCACGGCGGCGGUCUACGCGGCGACAGAGCUCCGAUUCACGGAAGAGGCAACUACGCGCGUCCUGGCCGAGAUCUCGGCCUUCUGACGGCUAUCCCCUCCUGGGAUUAGCCAUAUCGCCGUCGUCGUCGUCUUUACAGGAGAUAUCACAGCGAUUCCGCCGGCGAUUCACUCCGACACCUAUCGGACGUUGUGCGUCUGGGCUGGGGAAGUGCGGACAUCGUGAACAGAUCUCCUGGCUCGACGAGGGGAUACCUCCGUGCCGGCGCAUGACACGGACCUCCAGCUCCGCUCGUCUCGAAGCUCGCCAGCGAUCAUGCUUCUGGAGCUUCUCUGCGCGGGCUCCCACUCUCUCCUACCGUGUUAAGGAGAACAGUGAGCCGCUAUUGAGAGAGGAGAAGUGGGACGCGUGGUGGGAAGACUAUAUCGAGCUUGCUUUCCGCUGGUCAGAAGCGGCCUUGUUCGGACAAGGACCAGAGCACCCAGAGGACAGCGUGGAGCUUCUGAUCAUCCAAGCGUGGAAAACAGCGGAGCAGGGCAAUCUGCAGGGCUUCGUAUUCGGGAAGGUGGAGGAGGGCAACCUCACCUUGAUCACGGACGAGUUGCUGGUGUUUCUGACUCAGCUGCUGGACGAUCUGCCCCUGGGCAUCUUGUCACAUAGUGACAAGCAGCCUGGCACCCACGUGCUGUCUCGAACGCUCGAGCCGCACCUUGUGUGGUCCACGUGUACGGAGAUUGACGAGGACAACUGUCUCUACCUCUCCCAGGCGCUUUACUUGGAGAUCGACGUUACCGAUCUCACAUUUUGGGACCCGAUCGCAAAGAGAAACGUAGCGCAGGACGAGGAGAUAGGGGAAGCAGAGGAAGAGGAGGAAGAAGAGGAGCCAUCGGGUGAAGAACGAGAUGAUCCAGAUUACGUACCGGAAAGAGAAGCGGGGAUAGCCGACGGAUCGAGCCAGCCGCGGGAAAAGAACGAAGAGGAGGAGAAGGUAAAACCAGAUGAGGAAGAAGAAGAAGAAAACGAGCAAAUGGAGUCGGAGUACGAAGGAUUCGAGGGUGAGGUGCACGACACUGCUCGAGAACGAGCGCAAGAGCAGAGCAAACGGAAGCGUCAGGAGACCGCAGAGGCAAAGCGACCCGCGACAAACGUUUCUCCUGUCGAUCGGUCGAUCGGGGACCCGUGGCGUGAUCCGGGGCUGCCAAAAGAAGAAGACGAUGGAACCGCAGCAGAGGGAUCGCGGAGCAGAAGAAGAAGAAGAAGUGAAUCGCCAGCUCCCUCUGGCUCCCCGUCUUGGUCCUCCAUUCGUCUACAUCAAGAUCUCAGCGUUCGGGCUUCGUCCCCGGUCGUUCUCUCGCCGACCCUGUGACUACCUCAUGCUUACCCGUCUUCCCGAUAGACCCCCGUUCCCCGAUGGUUGGUGUCCUUUCCCCCAUCACCUCUUCUACCAUCUCUACGCUACCCGCCUUCUAGUCUC